Messenger RNA from Dermatophagoides farinae (American house dust mite), 3127 nucleotides. Its product is annotated as RUN domain-containing protein 1. The record is from RefSeq and is a predicted model, not a curated record. NCBI's taxonomy places the organism in Eukaryota, Metazoa, Arthropoda, Arachnida, Sarcoptiformes, Pyroglyphidae.
CAUCCAUUUAUCUAUCUGACGUCCUUAUUCGAGUUUUGUGUGGACACAUUGCAGAGAAACAUUUCAUCGUCCGUACUGUGGAUCCAUUGAUGCAAUCGUCUGAUGACCAAUAUUCCAUGAUCGGUAAAAAACAAUCGUCACAACCGAUUUCCAAAUCGACAAUGACAGCCGAACCUUUAUCGCCACAAUGUUCACCGAUUCAACAGAAUGAUGAACAUGACCUUUAUGCUCAAUUUGAUCAAUUGGCCAGUAGUCGACAAACAAAACACGAAGACAAUGGUUCUGUUCUUUGUCGUGAACGCAUCAAAUCAUUUAUUGAAUUCGACGAUGACCCUGCAGAUUUUGAUGACACAGAACCAGCUGAACGGUCCAGUAAUUCGUCUGAAAGGCGACGAUCGACAAAGAGCACUACGUCCGAAUACUACAAGGAUGAUCUAAUCAAUGUGUUUCAUGGUAAACAACAAAGCUCUGAAUCAGAGAUGAUUGAAGGGGAAGAAGACGAAGAAGAUGACGUGUCCGAAACAGAAUCAAACGUUUUAUACGGACGACUUAAUCAGAUGGAACACGAACAAGAAUUGCUUAACAACUCAUUAGUCGCUCUUACCUCGCACUUUGCCCAGGUACAGCUUCGGCUUAGACAAAUUGUCGAAGCCAAAGACAUCGACGCCAAGAAACGAGAGACGCUUCUGGCCGAGCUUGAGACAUUCGCAAAUCGUGGAAUUCCCGAACUUAUGCUUUGCACAAAUCCGGCAUUAGCGAUUGAAGGUGGCACAAGCCUUCAACGAUCGGUGUCGAUGGCCACAAGUCUGAUGGCCGAUGAUGUUUUCGAAGACGAAGAUAACGAUGGCCCGAUUUACGAAGGCGAUGAUCAUAAACGCGACGAUUCUAUAAGCCGUGAUUACCAUGCCCGAAGCAGUUGGAGCUGUUCACAACCAGCAGCUGAUUAUGCUGAUUCUGUACAUAGCGGCAUGACCAUUACAUCAACAACUACCGAUAGAACGAAUAAGUUGCAUCACUCGAGUACAAUGCUAAUUACAGAAGAGAAACUAGAACGACAACGUAGCCGCCAGAAAGAGCUAAUUAGCCAGCUAAAAGAUCAGUUGGAAGACUUGGAACGAUAUGCAUACGAAACGGGAGAACUAAAUUCAUUACCAAACUCAAUGCUUUUAGAACGACAGAAUGCCAUCAUAGAACAGCUGAAAUCCAAAUUGCCCAUUUUAUCUAUCGAUGAAAUUGAUCAACUAACACCUGAACAACUUCGUCGUAAAGUCGACCAGGCUGUCAAGGAGCUUGUCAAUCCUGUCAUAAUGAAAGAACAGCUUGUAUCUCAGCUGAAAACCCAGGUAACAGAUCUGGAAAGAUUCAUACAGUUUCUGCAACAAGGCGGCAGUAAAAUGCAUUACAAACAGCUGUACGAACAACAACAACAACAAGCCAAUGGCAAUAUGCCAUUCUCAUCAUCAUCUUCAUCGUCGUAUCUGAUGAAAUUUUUAUCCAAAAAUCGAUCUACGGGUAACGAAGCUUUAGAUAAACAACGAAAUCAUAACAGCAACGGGAAUCGUUCGAAAACGAAAUCCAGAACAAAGCAACGAGGUCAUAACAACGAGCACACUGAAACGGCUGCCAAUAUUUUCAAAAGAAUUUUAUCACUUUUACAUGUCUUUGCUUGGACACAGAUGGGAACCUGUUCGAACUUUACCCGUUAUCAUCAAGACAACAGAAUCCCAUUUGAACAAAAUGUACUUAAAAGAACUACUGCUUCGUGUGCUCGACAUUGGGGUGAUUUACGUGCACAACUAGAAAUAGCCAUUACGUCUAUAUUGGAUUUUUACAAAGAACAGAAUAUGAAUUGCACAACAAUAUCGACGAACAAUGCGUCAGAAGAAUCUGCCAAUUUUAUUUCAUUAGGCAAUACGACAUUGGUCAUCGAUAAUUAUUUUGCUUACGAACAAGUUACGAUUAUGGUACGUAAGGGUCUGGCCAUCGCUCUUCGUAAUCUUAUCCAUCAUGGCCUUAUUGGCCAUUGUAACUGGAAUGAUUCUACCGAUGCAAAUGGAUCACUGUCGUUAACCAGUUCAACUAUGGCCACUACAGGCACUGCCACCACUAUUGGCCAAUUGAUCAGCAUGGGAAUGGGUUGUUUCAGUUCCAAAACGUCACCUACGCUUAUGAGUAAAACACGACCGAUGCAUGUAUGGCAGCUGAUUAUUUAUUACUACGAACUCAAGAAUGGCAGCAAAUUCCGAUCGACACCAAAUAGACGAUUAUCGCAAUCAUUCGGCUUGCAGUCGGUGACCGGACAUCAAACUAGUCCAAAACAUAGUCUGCUUGCAGCAAUUGAUGAUAUCAACGAUUCUCAUACUCGUUUCAAGCGUAACAUGGAUUCUCAUUUCAAAGUGUUUAUCUGUCGUGGCCUCAAUCAACAGAUGCUGUCUCAAUGGUUGAGACUUAUUCUAAGAAAUCCAACAAUUGUGAAUGAAUGUUACGAAAAAUGGUCAUAUACUGCAUCUACUGGAUUCGAAGAUGCACUUCGGCAAUUGGAUCGAUUAUCCAAUCUUCGGUUCUGUUUACCAACCGAUUUGGCACCCAAUCGUAAUCAGAUUGAAAAUUUUGCCAAUCUAGCCGAAAAGAUAUCUGAUCGACAACACACCAAGUAUUGUGAACGUUUUGGUAAUCUUUUGAGUGAAAAAUCGGAAAUUAUCUGGCCACAGGUGAAUAGCCGUUGCAUUGAACGAAUGGUACGUGAUGGAGCCGAAUUACCAUCCAAUUUUCCAAAGAUCGAUGCUGAUAUGCGGAAAAAAAUUGUAACAAUAUUCGAACGAUGUGGACCAAUCGUACAUAAUCCAUGCAUACCACAAGAAUGGGUAGCCAUCAAACAUUGUAUUCGUGAUCAGGCAUUCAACACUAAAUUGUUGGAAUUAAAUGGACAGCCCCAUUUGCCAAAGAAUGUACCAUCAAUCAGUCUUGGUUUGGCAACUGCAGUUCUCGAAUGUACAGAUAAAGUGGUCAAAGAAAUCUGAGCUUUAUAUAUUAUUUUAAAGCACCAUCAUCAUUAUCAUAAUCAUCAUACUAAUUUGUUUACAAAGAUGUUACAUGUUAACAAAUCAAUCAAAUCAAAAGCCAAUAA